GAGCAACACUUGUUGUCAAGGUUUGUUGACCCUCCAUGGCAUGGAGUAUAUGUUUUCACUUAGAGAUGUUCAUAUAAUUAAAACGCUCCUGAACAGACCCCACAAUCCAUGUGGUGAACUGGCUAAAAUGAGGGUCCUGGAUAUUUUGUUUUUUUCCUCUCAUUUUCUUAUAGUUGCUUCUAACCAAGCUUUAACCUUUGAAGCUAACUGCAAUGACCACGCUGUCUUUAAAGCAGUAGAUUUGGCACUAAGAAGUCACAAUGCUUUGCUGGAAGAAGGAAACCAAUUUGUUCUUCACAGGAUCACCGAAGCCAGAACAAGGCCGGAAAUAAACCAGGUACAUUUUUUUGUGGAUUAUGAAAUACGAGAAGGUUCCUGUGGAGUGAAGAGUGGUAAAAUGUGGCAGGAAUGUGACUUCCUUACACCUGAUGGAGUGGUUGGUAAGUGCUCAGCACACGUUAUAACGAACAAGGAAAUGAAUAACAGCAACGUGGCUUUCCAGCACUGUGUCUCACCUACAGUGAUGGUCCCAGUGACUGAUGGAGUCUGCACUGGAUGCUUACAUCAUAUUGACCCCAAUCGUGAGGAGUUGCUAGACAUAUUACAGUCCACCAUCAAGAAAAUGAACCUGGGAAACCAUCCAUUUCACUUUCAUGUGGAAAACAUUAAGGAAGCCAGCCAACAGGUAGUGAAUGGAUGGAACUAUUAUAUAAGUUAUGUUGUCCGACAAACCAACUGCUCUAAAGUUGAUUUUAAUGUUACUACAGAAGAAUGCAAACGUGAUAAAAACGGGCAAUCAGGUGAAUGUACUGCUGCCAUAUAUGUGAGCCCAGGUGGGGAAAUUAAUGUCACUAGUCUUUAUUGUAUCUCGGAGUCAGGACUCUGUCUGAAUUGCCCUGAUGCUGUGGAACCACAAGACCCCGAGCUCCUGAAUUUGUUAAGACAGGUGGUUGAUGAAUAUAAUGUUGACAGUAACCAUCAAUUUCUUUAUAAAUUUGCUCUGGUUCAAAGGGCCACAAAAAAGGUUCACAGUGGAAAAAUAUAUUCCGUGAUAUUUAACAUAAGUGAGACCAACUGUUCAAAGACCGAAUUUUCUAUACUGGGAGAUGAGUGUGACAUCAACAAGCUCCCUAGACCUUUACAGUGUUCUGUUACAAUAAAUGCCACGGAUGAAACGAUUAUUGACUAUUCGGGCCUUCAUUGUGAUUCUUUGAUGCCUUAUUUUGAGAACAUACAAGGACUGACACCUUUUCGUAUGACUCCUGGUAUUCUGAUAAGGAAUGGACGCUCUCAGGAGAAAGCAAAAAGAAAAGUUCAUGGUCGUAAAGAACACAUACAAAAUGGUAAAAAAGGCAAGAGAAACCACGAAUCUAAACACGAGUCUUCUGAAGAGUCUACAGAACAAAUAAAACAUCAGGGCCAAGAAAUGGAGCAUGAGAUGGACACAACAACGUCUAAAGGACCUCUCUCAUAUGUUGACUAUACUACUAUAUCAAAUCUGCCUGUGCCAGAAGCUACCUCUGCCCAAAGAUGUCCUGGGAAUGAGUGGCAGCCAAGGAAAAGUGCAUUUGGACAACCCCUGCUCCAACUUCUUAGUAAGAGUAUACCUGGACUAUCGCCUCUUCGUACACCUUUGAAUUUUGGAGUGUAAAUUAAAAUCCAGCGCAUGAAGAAGACAUGGAUGACCACUGAAACGUUGACGUUUAGAGAACAAUCGAGGCACUCAUUGACUUUCUCUGGGCAUGUUGAACAAUAUGCAGCUCCACUAAAUACCCCAUUCUAGAAUAAGCAGUAUCAGAUCUUGUUAGACGAAUGUCCCCUGCAUAGCAGCUCCUUAGGACCUCGUAUAUAUCUCCACUGUCAGAUGAAGAAUUUUUACAAUAUUUGUAUUCCUCUUUACAUGGGGCAGUGCAAAAAGGUAAUACUAAUUAUGAUAGUCUCAGAGAUGUGAAACCUUUAAACAUUGAAGGGCUUGCAUUUACUAUUCAACUCUUGAGUGCCAGAAGAUCUUUAUGUUAUGAGCCAAUAUUAAGGUUCAUGCCAUAGAGAACAGCUUCCCCAUUUUUCAACUUCAAUACACAGUGCGACUUAUGGUAACCUAGAAAUCUAAGUUCCAAAUAAAAACAAAAUUGAAUUGUAAUUAAAAUAAAAUAUAAAA
This is a messenger RNA of Spea bombifrons (plains spadefoot toad), 2158 nucleotides long. RefSeq names its product kininogen 1 (gene KNG1). Gene Ontology annotation, molecular function: cysteine-type endopeptidase inhibitor activity. Gene Ontology annotation, cellular component: extracellular region. Bases 41 to 1651 code for a protein of 536 amino acids. The record is from RefSeq and is a predicted model, not a curated record. Gene Ontology annotation, biological process: negative regulation of endopeptidase activity. Lineage: Eukaryota; Metazoa; Chordata; Amphibia; Anura; Pelobatidae. The transcript is spliced from 11 exons.